Molecule: messenger RNA, 1683 nt
Organism: Argiope bruennichi
Lineage: Eukaryota; Metazoa; Arthropoda; Arachnida; Araneae; Araneidae
Product: zinc finger protein ZIC 4-like
Exons: 2
Coding region: 11-1315 (434 amino acids)
Biological process (GO): regulation of transcription by RNA polymerase II; central nervous system development
Cellular component (GO): nucleus
Molecular function (GO): RNA polymerase II cis-regulatory region sequence-specific DNA binding; DNA-binding transcription factor activity, RNA polymerase II-specific
Source: RefSeq, a predicted model, not a curated record
UCUCGUCAUUAUGGAAGACGGCUUCAAACGGAGCCCAGCGGUGCUACGCAGUUGGGCAGACACACAGUCGUGCGACAGUACUAUGACGGGUUUCCCGUUCCACCAGCGAGCAGCAGGCACCUCUGAUCCUCAGACGGAUAUGUUGAAUCCCUUCGGCCUGGAGGGUGGAGGCCACAUGGGUCAUAUCAAGCUGAGUCCUGGUCAUCAGACAAAUCCUCUACACCACCAACAGUUCACACACCAGCAGAAUGGAUACGGACAUGUGCCCACCGCCGGCUACCCCAGGGACUAUCUCCUCCGACGCGAUCACAUGCAGACUUUCACGGAUACAUUUGGGACGACCACCGGACCUCUGCAUCCGGACACUUCCCAUAUGUUGUUCACAGGCAUGGUUCCAGACCCCCAUCACCACCAUGCUCAGAUGCGGUUGCAGCUUCCGGGUACGGACAUGUACGGUAGGACGGAUGGCUUUAAUCACACGCAUCAUCACCAUCAUCAGAUGGCCAGAUCGGACCCUUUCUCGACCUCUUACCACCACCACCACCCACACCACAUCGCCCCUCCAGCGGGGGCAUUCUUCAGGUACAUGAGAAACCCUAUUAAGCAUGAGAUGACAUGCCUAUGGAUUGACCCCGAUCAGGGGAUCCCCAAGAAGCCAUGCAACAAAGUGUUCACUUCCAUGCACGAAAUCGUGUCUCACAUAGCGGUGGAACACGUAGGCGGGCCGGAAUGCACAAAUCACACAUGCAGCUGGCAGGACUGUCCGAGGAACGGACGACCUUUCAAAGCCAAAUACAAACUCGUCAACCACAUUCGUGUACACACAGGAGAAAAACCGUUCCCCUGUCCCUUUCCCGGUUGUGGGAAAGUGUUCGCUAGGAGUGAAAACCUCAAGAUCCAUAAAAGAACUCAUACAGGUGAGAAGCCCUUCAAAUGCGAAUACGAAGGUUGUGAUCGCAGAUUUGCCAAUAGUUCUGAUCGAAAAAAGCAUUCUCAUGUCCAUACAAGUGAUAAACCAUACAACUGCAAAAUCAGAGGUUGUGACAAAAGUUACACGCAUCCCUCUUCUCUCAGGAAACAUAUGAAAGUCCACGGUGGCAGCGGCAAGAGCCCUCCUCCCCCAACUCCAAAUGGGAGCACGUCAGGAUCAGGAUAUGACAGUGACAAUGGUACGACACAAGCAAACCUCAGCGAGUGGUAUGUAUGCCAAUCAGCGAUGCCAACGCCACCAAGCAAUGAACAUUCCCCAGUCAGCAAUGUACCAGGCACAAUGGGUCUGACUACUCACCCAUCUCUCCAUGCCCCGGUCUUCUGACAUAACAUCGGACUUACAGAUAUUCAUUGGUCAUUGUAAAUAACAUAAGAGAAACAUGCCAUGGCGUUGGCAUGAACUGAGUGUAAAGUUUUUAGCGUUUGAAAAUGGUGAACAACGUCUUCCUAAAGUCCAGUAUAAUACACGAUGUUCAUAAUUAAUAUUAAUCUUAUUUAUUCAUUAAAAUUAUGUAAUAGACAUAGCAUUGUGUUAUAGAUUCCAUGCAUGAUUUUAUCUUUUAAAUUAAUAUUAAUUGUGAUACAUUUCCUAUUCUAACAAUGCAGCUGUCGAUCACCGAUAUGAAGUACUACUAGUCAAUGAAUUUUGUAAUAUUUUUGUACCUGUUGGAUAGAUUAUCUUUGCAUUUAUUU